AUGAGCGCCAAAAAGGACCCACGCGGUCUCGACACGCCCAGCGAGAACACGCUUCCCCUGCUUUCAGCCCCAGCAACACAGGCCUUCAGCUCGUCAGCCCACACCCGACUGCCGAACCGAAUCGGAACGGGCGCGCGGCGUCUGGACGAGGCUUUGGAUGGCCAGUUCAAGUUCCAUCGGCGCCCUACCGGCAUUGUGCGCGGCCAAAUUACAGAAGUAUGGGGACCGCCAGGGUCCGGAAAAACUUCGCUGGGGUUGAGCAUUGCACACAGUGCAUUGCAGGAUGGUGGCAAAGUAGUCUGGAUUGAUACGAGUUCCCCCCUGCCUGCACCACGGCUUCAACAGAUGGGAAUGAAUGUCAAAAACUUCAUUUAUUUGCGCACGCCGACGUUGCCGCAUCUUCUUGCUCUUCUCGGGAAACCACCCAAGAACUUCCCACCAGCAGGAACAACCUUGAUAGUCAUCGAUUCGGUGUCAAGUCUCUUCCAAGCGUAUUUCACUGGCGCGUCAGAGCUCAAGGACCAGCUUGUACGCGGCAAAAUCAAAGAUAAGAAUGAGCUACACUGGCUCCUCAAUCGAAGAUGGAAUGUCACCAACGAGCUUUCUAUCUACUUAACUCGAUUUGCGCUGAAGAGGAUCGCCGUAUUGGCUCUUGAUCAGACUCACACGAAAAUCAAGGGGCAGGUUCGUGCUACUUUAGGGCCUACCGUCUGGGGUGGUGGGUGGGAAAAGAGUGUUCUAACGCGUGUCGUGAUCUAUCGUGGUAAGCGCGGCGAACGCUUUGCGGAGGUCACCAAGCGUGGGGGCAACUUUAUACCCAAGAGUGGGAGGUUGGUAGUUCGGUUUCGGAUUGAGCGGGACGGCUGCCAUGAUGAUAAACCAUCGGGGAUUUCCAUCCAACGAAAGCUCCCUGUGCGGACUCCUGUGAUUCGACCUUCCAAUGCGCAAGGUCAUAUCUUUCGGUCUCCGAAGGCACCAACUCCUUCUCCAUUAUCGCCAGCACUGCCUUCUUCAAAGCUGCAAAAUCCCAGGUCACCACUUCACAGAUCACCAUUCCCCAAAUCACCACUUACCAAAUCAAGACUCUCCACAUCAACGCUUCCCGAUGAACCAUCUAACCCCGUACCUCCGCCACAGCCCGCACCGACACCGAAGAAGCGCAAAGUGGAAGAAGUAGCGGACAGCCAGGACGAAUUCUCGGAAGAUGAUUUCGAAGACGAAGAAUUCCCCUGA
Molecule: messenger RNA, 1233 nt
Organism: Penicillium arizonense
Lineage: Eukaryota; Fungi; Ascomycota; Eurotiomycetes; Eurotiales; Aspergillaceae
Exons: 5
Coding region: 1-1233 (410 amino acids)
Biological process (GO): meiotic DNA recombinase assembly; reciprocal meiotic recombination; DNA repair
Cellular component (GO): Rad51C-XRCC3 complex; replication fork; Rad51B-Rad51C-Rad51D-XRCC2 complex
Molecular function (GO): ATP binding; ATP hydrolysis activity; four-way junction DNA binding
Source: RefSeq, a predicted model, not a curated record